AAGCUACUCACAUACCGAGCAAUUUGAGUCGAACCACCUGAAGUUACAGCUACCUGGACUACUUGAUCUAUCCGGAAGUACUAUACAUUAUGUUUCGGACGACCCUACGCUGCCUGACGGCGCGCAACUGCGAGUGGCAUUCACUGACACUGGCACUGACUGGCAGGCUGCCAAUCAUCAUGAUGAUCAAGGAAAGAUCCGAGUCACGGUGGCCCCACGCCGAUGGGUUUGACCCUGAAUCCCGUUUCGCACCGUGUCCGUGACUCGGGCACUGGUACCUGGUACUUCAAGUUAUCAUGAUCCUACCGUGACGUGCCAGUGGUCACGGUCGCUAGUUUGAAAGAGCUCCCCGUGUGCCCGCUUUUAUGGGGAUUGGCCGCCAGGGGCGGGGGCGCGCAGGGUUCUGGCACUCGCCGUGACAUGCUUGCAGCGUGCGCGUCGAAAGCCAGUCGUCGCCGUGGCUUCCAACUUGAAGCGCCCAACAGCUGCGGCUCCAAAGCGGCGCCCGCGCGACCGCGAAUAAAUCUCCCGAAAUACCACGGGGUCUGCGGCGGGCGCUUGCCCGGGCGGUCCGGGCCGCCAAGCGAUGGACUCGUGCUUGGUGCGCCACUCAGGCUGCGAGGACGGUGACAUGUGCCAAUGGCAUAUGUAUGAGGGCAUUUCAAGUUCCGCAGGGAGAAGUGGUGUCACCGUGUCAUCAUGAUAAUUACUUAUGUAUGGCCCC
This is a messenger RNA of Pelagomonas calceolata, 724 nucleotides long. The record is from the annotation of a GenBank genome assembly. Lineage: Eukaryota; Pelagophyceae; Pelagomonadales; Pelagomonadaceae.